UUUUUGUUUGUAUUCCACGAAAUCAUGUUUGGAUUUAAUCUGGAGGGUAAAUAGGCCUACAAUGCUAGCCGUGUCCGGGUCACAAUUAGUUAAGGCGAGAAUUCAAGUUCGACCGUCAGUCAGUUGCGAUUUAACUUCGCGUGUGUGCAAUCCGCCCUGAGUUGAAGUGCGUGCACCCUCUGACAAAUGGUUCUGUUCGGCACCAAAUGCUGGCGCGGUCUCGGUUGUAGCGACCGAGGAGAUCCGUACGUCGUGCCUAGCCUUUCGCCGACACUGCAGCUAGGAAAAAAAAAGGUUAAUAAGGAAUAAACAUGGCUGAUAGGCAACAAUAUACCAGAGCACCUCAAGGCGCAGACAUUGAGGAAGGAGAUCAGAGCGAGACAGGCAAGGAGAAGCGAGGAAAGUACGGCUGUUUCUCCUGUCACCCCUCGUUCCUCUCGUGCCUUGCCACUGAGAAAUUCUUUCUCCUGGCUAUGUGCGCGCUGGUCUUCAGUGAUGCCUUCAACAUCGGCACCCUGGGUGGCGCCCUCACGAGUCUGGAGACCCGUUACGAGCUGACCGUCUCGCAGCUGGGGCUGAUCGAGAGCCUGUACGAGGCCGGCAAUCUGAUCUUCGCCCUCUUCGUGGUGCACUUCGCCGGGCGAGAGGAGCACCGGCGCCCGAUGUUUAUCGGCCUGGGUGGGCUGACCAUGGCCCUGGGAACGGCCAUAGCCUACUCGCCCCAGUUCCUUUUCUCCCCGUACCAGCCCGACUGGCGGUCACUCUCCACCAAUCACACCUCGGAGCCACUGACCUGCGGAUCCGAUUGGCCGGCCCAGUCCAGCGUGGACUUAUGCGAUCUCGAUGAUCAGCACACGUUGAGACAGGAGAGCCACCUAGCGUACGUGAUUGUAAUUUGCGGUGAGAUCCUGGUCGGUAUUGGCUGGACACCAGUGAUGCCUUUAUCGAUGUCAUAUAUAGAUGAUAAUGUCAACGCAAAGAGCUCUGCCAUGUUUAUAGGUAUCACUCAGAGUAUGUUCGGCAUCGGGACCAUUAUUGGGUUUCUGGCGAGUGCAGCUGUAGCCUCUCACUGGGUCGACUUCUAUCGGGUGGACCCGGACACAAUCAAGCUCUCUCCCGGCGACCAACUCUGGGUGGGCGCCUGGUGGCUGGGGCUGGCCAUCACGAGCGCCCUCUACUUCGUGUCCUCGCUGCCUUUCUUUGGUUUCCCCCGUAUCCUGCGGACCGGGCCAUCGGCGUCAGACGCCAAGGCGGACAACUUCAUGCUGGAGAAUUCCACGACCAGUCCCGACAGCACUGACACGGAAACGGAGAUUGUCGAACCUGCUCAAAAACCAAAACGACCGUCUUCUUUGGCUGCCUUGCCUAAGCUGGUGUGGCGUAUGCUAUGCAACCCGGUCUACGUGUGGCUCAACAUCGCCAGUUUCUCCGAAAUGGCCGUCGUCGCCGGUAUGGUGACCUUUUUCCCCAAGUAUCUGGAGACACAGUUUGGCUUGUCACCACCCGAGGCCAACUUUUUUAUGGGCGUUAUUCCUGUACCGGCCGUUGCCCUGGGAUCAGUUCUUGGGGGGUACCUGCUAAAGAAACUCUCACUGAAGGCAGACGGCGCUAUGAAACUUGCCCUUGCCUGCAGUGUGGUCUCCCUGGUAGGCCAGGUGGUGUUGUUUGGAGUUGGCUGUGAUAGUGUCGGCCUUGCUGGAGUGGAUGUAUCUUACUCUGAAGACCCAUGGAACAGGAUUGACUUGACGGUGAACCUAACCAGCAGCUGUAACGUCGACUGUGGUUGCAACUUAACCAGUCCCGACGUCGUCUGUGGAGUCGACAGUAUCACGUACUUCUCCCCCUGCCACGCCGGUUGCAAAGAAACCAUCAACGGGACGUAUUUCAACUGCUCAUGUGUGCAGGAGCCGACCAAUCAGAAUGCCGAGAGUGAGCCUGGCUCAGCCCAGCACGGCGCAUGCCCGAUGAGCAACUGCCAGAUGUUGGCACCAUUUCUGGCCAUCACGUUCAUCAUUGCACUGUUCAGUAGCUGUGAGGAAAUCCCCCAACUCUUGGUCAUGAUGAGGUGUGUCGAGAAGUCGGAUAAAUCCCUCGCACUUGGUGUGCGACACAUUUUAUUUCGAGUAUUCGGAAGCAUCCCCGCGCCUCUGUACUACGGUGUGGCCAUCGACGCCACCUGUCGCCUUUGGCAGCAGUUCUGUGGUGAGCAGGGCGACUGCUGGGCCUACAGCCUGCCCGAUUUCCGCUUCACCUACAUCGGCAUCACAGUGGGUCUUAAGGCUCUCAGCACUGCAGCCUACGUGGUGGCCUGGGUCCUGCUGAAGAGACGGUCCGGCACUGAUAUGGCGCCUGCUGGAGGCGAAGGCACAAUGGUCGUCGGAGACACCACGACAGCCUACAGGAAAGUUUCCGAGAAUGGGGCUAACGGUGACGCACUGCUUGACCGCCAGGGGGAAAGCGCGACAGAAAACAGUGAGAUGGCCGUCCAGCAAAUCCCUGGAAAUGAAUCUUCUGUGUAGUUGUCACGUUUUCGUACGUGUUCAUCUCCACCUUGCCACAGUGUCAAGAACCUUGACUUCAGUGUAAAAACCUUCGCGUCAAUGUCACGAAAUAGUUUCUACAGAGCCUCUAAAUUUCUGCGAGGUGUUGACUUCUGUACAAAGGCUUGUCCGCAUUCAGACAUUCACAGUUUUAUCCAUUUUGACAAUCAGUGUACGACACUGAGAGCUAUGCGUAUAAUCUUAUUGUAUGAUUCUUGUAACCGUUUCCAAUAAUGUAUUCCUUCCUACUCCAGAAAUUAGUCUUAGGCCUACUCGUGUAUUUGUUAUGCUUAGAGUCUUUUUCUUGUCUGUCCUUGCAUUAAUUUUGUCUAUUCAAAGAUAAGGGCUGGAAACGUAUAAUCAAUUUCCUUCACCCUUUACUGCAUGCACUAUAUAAUUUAUACUUAGAAUUAGCAUGUGGGAGAGAGGGGGCGGGGCAAGCCCCCGCAAGAGGCAUGUCGCUGUUUGUUUCCCCUAGCGUUUUCUGCAACAAAAGAUCAGUGUACUUCUGGUUUCAGGUACUGAAGCAAAUUUGAAACUGUAUACAGCUACCUAGGCUUUCUUGGAGAGGGGUGUGGAUCUUGUGAGGAUGUGAAUUUGGACCAUAGUUUCUCGGAAAACAUUCCAAUUCCCCGCCGCUGCCCACCCAACCCCCUCAAAAUCUGGAUACACCACUGACCCCAGGUACCAGUCACCGUUAUUGGGCUUCGUUCAAAACCUGUCAUUUCAUUAUUUUCCCAUUGUUCUGUAGAUAUUUCGCCAACAGCAUGCCAGCAUGUCAAGUAUUUUCGUGUCACGAUUGAACUAAAUUGUUUUUGGUUUGUCAGUUUUCCAAAGUGAGAAAUUGAGUUCUCCAUACUGAAGACACUGUUGCUACACUUCUUGAUUCAGAGCAAGCUUUUGCUUAGUUCGAUAAGAGACACCUUGCACCAAUACACUGUUCUCAAUGGAAAAGAAAGGCACGAAGGAACCUGUCCAUUCCAGAGAUGGAAUGCAAAAGCUUAACCCGAAUCAGGACAAACACAGGGUCGGUUCAGUUAUUGGGCAAAGAAAAGCACAAUGUCAUUUUACGAUCUUUGUUAUAAGGAUGUAACAGUCGACGAUUCACAAUGUAGCGCGCCUCCAUGCUAACUGCGCUGUGCGCGGGAAACUUGAUAUUUUUCCCCAAAACGUUUGUUUAUCUAUCCAAAAAAAAUCCACUAUUUUUCUAAAGGACGGUUGUAUUCGUCCCAACAGGAAUAAAAGUGAUACAAAGCAACUGUAA
Acanthaster planci (crown-of-thorns starfish) is the source of this 3804-nucleotide messenger RNA. Its product is annotated as solute carrier organic anion transporter family member 3A1-like. The record is from RefSeq and is a predicted model, not a curated record. Gene Ontology annotation, cellular component: basolateral plasma membrane. Lineage: Eukaryota; Metazoa; Echinodermata; Asteroidea; Valvatida; Acanthasteridae. Gene Ontology annotation, biological process: sodium-independent organic anion transport; transmembrane transport. Gene Ontology annotation, molecular function: protein binding.